AGCGCACCAGGAAGUCCAUCCGCUGUCACCUGACAGUGACGCAGGCGCUUCCCGAAAGUCAACAGCAACAGCGGAAAAGCUCAACAUGGCUCCCAAACUUGAACUUCCAAACGCUGCAGCGAUCACCUGCCUCUUAUUUCUCUCUCUGAUACCCCCGGCGGAGGCUUACGAUGCGGGCGACGCUUUAGCCCUGCUUCUGUGCACCAUCCUGACCGUGGUGGGGUUCUGCGCCUUCCUCGGCUGGUACGCACGGAGGCGGAACGGACAGCAGUGAGUGCGCCUGUCCUGUCCUGUUCUCAUCCACCGCAUUAAUACCUCUCUGCCUGAUCUACUGUGGACCUUAUGGCACUAUGAUUUGUGUCGAAGCGACUGAUAAGAAACGUGCCUUACUGGGAUUAAUGUGUCGAGCGCAAAGAGAACUGCGAAGACAACCACGUGUUGCAGAAGGUGGAGGGAAACAUCCAGGAAGUCCAACAAAAAGGAGCCGUUAUGUGUUACACUGCUGAGAUUGAAAACCAAAUACUAUUGCCUUCUCUAUACAUAAGACUUGCUGCAGUUACUGCAUAUUAUCCCAAGGAUGCUUUCAUUGCUUAUAUCUUCCAUGCUUGGAGUGAUCACUGAUUUCUUG
Cottoperca gobio is the source of this 628-nucleotide messenger RNA. RefSeq names its product small integral membrane protein 30. The coding region runs from base 86 to 274 and encodes 62 amino acids. Lineage: Eukaryota; Metazoa; Chordata; Actinopteri; Perciformes; Bovichtidae. The record is from RefSeq and is a predicted model, not a curated record. The transcript has a single exon.